Molecule: messenger RNA, 1428 nt
Organism: Acomys russatus (golden spiny mouse)
Lineage: Eukaryota; Metazoa; Chordata; Mammalia; Rodentia; Muridae
Product: protein SET-like
Biological process (GO): nucleosome assembly
Cellular component (GO): chromatin; nucleus
Molecular function (GO): histone binding; chromatin binding
Source: RefSeq, a predicted model, not a curated record
AUGAAAAAGAUAAUUCAGAAGUUAUGGAGUCAGUCUCCACAGAGCCCCGCAGCGCUUAGGCCGCACCGACCAUCCCAGAAACGUAAACGACCGAAACAUCCGCCUUCGCCCAGCCCGGAAGGAGGUGCAAACAACAAGCCGAAAGGACGCCGUGAGGCCGCGGCCAGCCUCAACCCAGAGGCCCCGCCGGAGCCGCGUCCUCCCACACCGAGCCGCCAGGGCCCCUGCCACGUGGGAAGCCCCGGGCGCCCGCAUUUCUGGCAGGGCCCGCUCCGCGGCCUCACCGAGGCCCGCGCCCCCUCGGGCCGCAGCCUAGCGCACACCGCGCCAGGGGCCGCGGACCACGCGGCGCGGACGAGGAAGCAGCCCACCUCAAAGAUUCGGAGCCCACAGUCACCACAGCUUGAAGAACAACGACAGAGACGCCUGGACUUCCGAGCGCCCGCGGGCCAGGCAAACGCGCUUAAAGAUGGGGGCUCUCCCGGCAGUCCUUGCGGGAAGACCACCUCCCUCGUGCCAUGGCAAUCUGCGGUCCCGCCUCCACCCAAGACACCCAAACGGGCUCCUGACCCGAAGCUGGAGAACAAGCCGGCCUCUCCUGGCCUGCAGGAAAGAGAAAAACAGCAAGAAGUAAUUGAACAUAUUGAUCAAGUACAAAAUGAAAUAGACAGACUUUUUUACAGACUUAGUGAACAAGGCAAUGAGGAAAAUUUGAAAGUAGAACAAAAAUAUAACAAACUCCGCCAACCGUUUUUUCAGAAGAGGUCAGAAUUGAUCACCAAAAUUCCAAAUUUUGGGGUAACAACAUUUGGUACCACAUUUGUUAUAUAUUUGUUACAUAUUUGUUAUCCACAAGUGUCCACACUGCUUGGGGAGGAGGAUGAAGAGCCUCUGCAUUAUUUGACCAGAGUGGAAGUGACAGAAUUUGAAGACAUUAAAUCAGGUUACAGAAUAGAUUUUUAUUUUGAUGAAAAUCCUUACUUUGAAAAUAAAGUUCUCGCCAAAGAAUUUCAUCUGAAUGAGAGUGGUGACCCAUCUUCAAAGUCCACUGAAAUCAAACAGAAAUCUGGAAAGGAUUUGACAAAGCGCUUAAGUCAAACGCAGAAUAAGGCCAGCAGGAAGCAGCAGCACCAAGAGCCAGAGAGCUUCUUCACCUGGUUCACGGACCACUCUGAUGAUGUGGGUGCCGAUGAGUUAGGAGACGUCAUCAAAGACAAUAUUUGGCCAAAUCCCUUGCGGUACUAUUUGGUCCCUCAUGUGGAUGAGGAUAAAGAAGGAGAGGCGGAGGAAGAAGAAGAAGAGGAAGAAGAAGAAGAGGAGGAAUCGUUGGACGAUAUUGAUGAAAAAGGGGAUGAGGAUGAAGGUGAAGAAGAUGAAGAUAAUGAUGAAGGGGAGGGAGGAGAGGACGACGAAGGUGAGGAUGACUAG